Molecule: messenger RNA, 1447 nt
Organism: Impatiens glandulifera
Lineage: Eukaryota; Viridiplantae; Streptophyta; Magnoliopsida; Ericales; Balsaminaceae
Product: alkaline ceramidase
Exons: 4
Coding region: 387-1157 (256 amino acids)
Biological process (GO): defense response to other organism; response to salt stress; ceramide metabolic process
Cellular component (GO): membrane
Molecular function (GO): hydrolase activity, acting on carbon-nitrogen (but not peptide) bonds, in linear amides
Source: RefSeq, a predicted model, not a curated record
AAAAUUGGGAAUGAUUUGACCGGUCAUUCAAGAAUCCUUGGGGCUCAAGCUCGGGCUCAAGCUGAAGUAGUAGCAUCGGUCGUCUCUUUAACUUUCCGAUCCAUCCAUCGUCUCCAAUUAUACAAAGACAGACUCAGAGAGAGAGAGAGACUAUAUUCUCACAUCAAGGAAAGGAAAGGAAAGAUGAAAUAUGGUCGUGUUACCACUGAAUAAGGUUAAAUCGCAUACAAGUGAAUACACAGUCACCUCAGGUUAAGAUGAGUUUUAUUCCAACAUAAAUGCAGUGUACUUGCUUGAGAAGGUUUUGUUGAAUUCUGCAACAUUCUAGUGGGAAGGACUCCUCAUAACUUACUUUAGAGCUGUUCAUAACUAUAAAAAAGCGCAGGAUGGCUGAUGUAAAGUGGAGCUUCUGGGGUCCUGUUACAUCGACCAUUGAAUCUUGCGAAGGGAAUUAUUUAUAUUCUUCAUAUAUUGCGGAGUUCUUCAACACCAUAUCGAAUAUUCCCUGUGUUCUUUUGGCUUUAAUAGGCCUAAUCAACGCCGUAAGGCAGAAAUUCGAGAAGAGAUUCGCCGUGCUUCAUCUUUCAAAUAUGAUUCUUGCAUUUGGAAGCAUAUUAUUCCAUGCCACUUUACAACGUGUGCAACAAGAAAGUGACGAAACACCGAUAGUAUGGGAAAUGCUUCUUUACAUAUACAUCCUAUAUUCUCCAGAUUGGCAUUAUCGGAGUACAAUGCCUACUUUCCUGUUCAUGUAUGGUGGAAUAUUCGCAAUUCUGCACUCAUGGCUCCAUCUUGGGAUUGGAUUCAAGGUGCAUUGCUUAGUGCUGGGCUUGCUAUGCCUUCCUCGAGUGUACAAGUACUAUAUCUAUACAGAAGACGUGUCUGCUAAAUGUGUUGCAAAGGCAUACACGGUUACCUUAAUUCUGGGUAGCUUUUGUUGGGUUUUUGAUCGAGCUUUGUGCAGUAAGAUAUCUAGAUGGUCAUUCAAUCCUCAGGGUCAUGCCUUAUGGCAUGUCAUCAUGGGAUUCAACUCUUACUUUGCAAACGUAUUUGUGAUGUUCUGUCGUGCACAACAACUAGAAUGGGAUCCGAAGAUUGUCCAUUUUAUGGGAAUUCUACCAUACGUCAAGAUUCGCAAACAAAAGAAGACCCAAUGACAGAAAACAAAGAUGGGGUAGAGAGGAGAGUAUAGCCUUUCAGGUUUUACUAGUAUUUGAAAGUUUUGAUUGAUGAUUGGGGAAUUCGAACAUAUAACAUUGUUAGCCAGCCAGACUCUUUCUACUUGAUUGAACAUUUUAUCAUUCUAUUAUUAUUCAGAUGUUGAAACAAAUUCUGUCUGUUUGUUUACCUCCUUUCUUUGAGAGGAGGAUGUUUAAUUUGUUGAUUUUAGGGUUUGAAACAUGCAAAGUUUAGUGAUUCUUUUCAAUUCAAUUGGUAUUUUGUUUAA